AUGGCUUUUGCUGCAUCCGCCGAAUUGACAAACCUCUCGUGGCUGCCCUUUCGACCGUGCUGGCUGCUUCGUUGGCCGAAUGUGACGAUCAUGCUCGACUGCGCGCUCGACUACUCGUCCCUCGCCAACUUUUUGCCCCAAAUCUACGGCGAGAGCCACCGCCUGAAGAAGCUGGGCAGCUACUGCGAAGACGUGCCAUGCCUGAAAGCGGUCCCCGGACAGUCUGGCGCAUUCGUCGAUGGGUUGCCGGAGGUCCACCCCGCCCCGCUGACCGGUAUCCAAAUGGACAAGGUGGACGCGAUUCUCGUGUCGAAUCCGCAGUCCCUCAUCGCCCUGCCAUUCUACACGGAAGAGACCGGAUUCUCCGGAUCAGUCUACGCCACCGACCCGACUAUACAAUUCGGAAGGAUGAUGGCCGAGGAAUGCAUCGAAUACUACGCUCGAUGCACGACGGAAGAGGCGCCCGCCGCCUGGAAACGAGCCAAUUUGACCGGGGUAUUCCCGCUGAGCCCGUAUCGACACGGCCGCAACAAUCAGAUCCACCGCGACAACCCGAUCGAGUGGACGAAGUUCUACACGGCUGAACAGCUCGAGAAGGCCAUCGACCGGGUCACCGUCGUGUCCUUCAGGGAGACUGUUUCAAUCCUGGGGAUGAUCAACGCGACGACGUACGGCAACGGCUACACGAUGGGCUCGUGCAAUUGGAUGAUCGCCAACGAGAUGGAGAAGAUCGUCUACAUCUCGGCGGCCUGUCUCCGGCACACGCACACGAAGGCCGUCGACUGGGAUUCGAUUGGAGGGGCCGAUCGACUGAUCCUCACGUCGUUGUCCACCAGCUAUCGCGUGCCACAGACACUAAUCGUGGAGCUGUUGAAGGAGACGAUCAGCACGUUGAGGAAUGGGGGGAAUGUCCUCUUUCCCAUCCUCCCCACCGGCCUCAUCUUUGACCUCAUCGCCGUCAUCUCCGAGCAGAUGACCAAGCAAGGCAUCUCCCUGGACGUGCCGAUCUACUUCAUCUCCCCAGUCGGCAAGCGUACCCUCGCUUUUGCCAACGUCAACUCGGAAUACGUCAGCGUACAGUACCAGGAGAAGAUUUGGACGGCCGAAGAGCCCUUCAACUACGCGGCGUUGCUGAAAUGCGGCCGGCUGCAGGUGUACGACUCGCUCUACGGGGAUUUCAGCCGCGAAGUCAAAUCGCCGUGCGUCUGUUUUGCCGGCCACCCAUCGCUGCGGAUCGGCGACGCUGCUCACCUCCUUGAAGUCUGGGGCAACGACUCGAAGAAUGCCGUCAUUAUUACAGAGCCGGACUUCCCGCUGGCCGACGUGUGCGCCCCGUUUGACUCGUUGGCCAUCCGAAAAUUCGACUACGUUAUCGACACACGACUCGACUACCCACAAGCAAAUACCGCACUCGCCGAACGCCUCAAGCCUACGAUGCUCUACGUUCCGGACUACUACCAUUUACGCAAGGAUCUCAAUGGAGCGUACUUGUCUUAUAACCCAAUGCUGCCGAUCCACUACGAGGAAACGAUCAAAGUCAGCGACAGGCCGAGGAGGAAGCGAGUCCUCGUCCAUCCGGAGCUGGUCCGCCGCCUGGAAAUCGUGGGCAACGAGAAGAACCCAAGCGUGGGCUACGGCCAGCUCCGCGGCUUCCUCAACGCCUACGAUAAUGCUUUCGAGAUUUUGCCGGCCAAACGCGAUCAAACCCUGCGCCCGCGCUACUGCGGCAAGCUCGACGCCGACACGCUCAAGGUGGCCCUGGAUCGCCGGCAAAUUGCGCACACGAUCAGCACGGCCGAUGGGAAGACCGUUGUCACUACAGAGAAGCCCCAAUCCCGGGUGACGAUCCACCGUGACGGCCUGCGGACGAACGUCGAAGCCGACGCCGACGACGACCGGAAUCGGAUGCUCGACGUCAUCGCCAGCUGUCUCAAGCCCGUGCCG
This is a messenger RNA of Mesorhabditis spiculigera, 1944 nucleotides long. NCBI's taxonomy places the organism in Eukaryota, Metazoa, Nematoda, Chromadorea, Rhabditida, Rhabditidae. The record is from the annotation of a GenBank genome assembly.